Volvox carteri f. nagariensis is the source of this 8325-nucleotide messenger RNA. RefSeq lists its product as uncharacterized. NCBI's taxonomy places the organism in Eukaryota, Viridiplantae, Chlorophyta, Chlorophyceae, Chlamydomonadales, Volvocaceae. The record is from RefSeq and is a predicted model, not a curated record. Bases 1 to 8325 code for a protein of 2774 amino acids. The transcript has 32 exons.
AUGGUCUCUGGCGCAGCGCGCAUUGGCGUGUUCAAAACCACGGUGCAGGACGCUCGAGCAGAUAACUUAUAUUGCGGAUAUGCUGACGCACCUGAGGCCAAGCACUCCGAGGCCGGCGAGUGUGUGCUCAGCAAGGGCCAGCCCCUGGAGCAGUGGUGCCUGCUGCUGCACGGCAGCGCCCUGCUCACCCGCUACUCGGCCCAGCGCGGCUCCGAGCAGGUCGCCUCGCCACUGGGCCCCAACGACAGCUGGAGCGAGGCGGCUCUGCUGCACUCGACCCACCCGCGGAGAAGCAGCGUUACGGUGGUGGCGGGGCCUCAGGGCUGCAUGACGUUGCGGCUGCGCUACAGCGACUACGACGCGAUGAACGACUUGCGCAAUCCGCUACAGCUGCUACCCCCGGAGGGCACACAGGCGCCCCCAGCGGAACUCACCGUAGCUCAGCGCCGGGCCGCCAAUAUGGCUCUUCUCUGUUGCUGUCUCCGUCGUCUCGCCUCCGCGCGGCCUUCGGAUGAGCGCACACCGGAAGAGGCUUCGGAGCUGGAGCCCUUCUUCGCCUCCCUGCCUGCCUACCGCACCUACCCUCAGGAGGUCGUGGCCUGUCUGGCGGCGGCCUGCCGCUCCCUCAGCCUGCCGCCGGGCAGCUUAGUGUACGAACACAGCACCCUGGCGGAUGCCCACGUGACGGUUCUGUCCGGGGAGGUUCAGCUGCGGAAGUUCGGGGGUGCGCCGGGAGCGCUGGGGGGAGCUGCCGGCACCAGCGCCGGGCCGAUGCGGCCGGCGCCGCCACCGGGGCAGAAGCCGGGAACGGCGGCGGCUGGAGCGGCGGCAGGGUCGACGUCCCAGGCACAGGAGGGCUCUGGGGAGGGGUCGGGAGGCCGGUUGAACAUCCGGGCGAGGCUGAGGAGGGAGCGGGAAGCUCGCAAGCUGAUGCAGAAGCAGCUGGACGAGUACGUGUCCCGUCUUGAUGCGGACACGGCGGCCUUCUCCGCCGCCUCGUCAGGGGCGGGCGGUAGCGGCAGUAGCGGUGGAGAGGACGGCAAACGUGCCUCGGGGACAAUAAAGGACCCUGCGAGUGCGAGCCCCGUUGAUUGGACCCGGGUGUUCAUGCAAAAGGCGAUGCGGACAGUGGAGCCCGUAUGGAAAGCGUUGCACCCCGCAGAUAAGGCCCCCCGGAGGCGGCAGGCGGCCGGGGACAACGCAUUCGACAUUCCCCUGGACGGCAGCGAAGGGCCCAUUACGGAGGUGGCGCAGCUUCUCGGCCCUGCGGCCGCCAAGGCGUACUACCGGGGACUGCAGACGCAGGGCUAUUCGGAAGAUUCGGAAUCGCCAUUGCCCUCCCCGUCAGGGGGCAGCGGCAGCAGCGGCCCAGCCAAGCUCGGGGAGCCUGGCGGCGGCAACAACGACGCCGCGGCGCGGGAGCGGUGGCGGCGGUGGAUGUUCUCCGUGGAUGGACCGGAGACGGAGAAGCAGCGCAACCUCAGGAGCAUGGCAAUGCGUGCCUCCCGCAUCAACCGCGAGCGCCACGCGCGGUCCCGAGGGCGCGGCGGCUUCGACGCUGAGGAAAUGGAGGAAAUGUACGGCCCGCAAUUCGCCACACUGACCCGUGGGUCACCUGUGGGGGAGCUGUCCACCGUGAUGCUCCACUCGUCCAUGCGCAAGGAGAGCGCGGUGGCGGGUCCCGGCGGCUGUGAGCUGCUGCUGGUGGACUGGGAGGCCUACCAGCAGGGCGUGUUGGCGGCUCGUGCGGCAGUGCUGGCCCGUGCCGCGGGCUUCUUCUCCUCCCUCCCCAAGGAGAGGCUCAGUCAGCUGGCGGAGCUGUGUCUUUGCCUCACUGUGGACGCGGGGACGCUGCUGGCCCGUCAGGGGGGCCCCCUGGAGUGCUUGGCGGUGGUGCAGGACGGCGAGGUGACUCUUCUUCAUGAGCCCAGCGCCGCCCUCCAUACCCGCAUCUCCACCUUCCGCGGUCUGGCGGUCAGCGGCAGCCGUAAUGGCCGUACACAGCUACUGCCGCUGCUAGCCACGCUCAGCGCUACAGCCCCGGGGGCGCUGCCCGGGUUGGGCGGCAGCGGCAGCGCUACGGCCGCCGCGGCGGCCGCCGGCAGCGGCGGUGGCGGCGGAGCCGCCGCCGUGCCGACGGCGCCCUCCGCCUCCGGCGGCUCCUUUACGAGCAGCUCCUCCACUCCCGUGGAGGUGUCGCUCCAGGGAUUGCCACUCGGGGAGGUGUCUGUGGGCGGCAUUUUGGGUGAGGCGGUUUUGGGAGGUCGCGGCGGCGGCGGCGCCAUCCCCUCCAGCGCGCCGCCAUCCGCCAACGGCCAUGCGGACCCCUCUCACCACGGCCAGGGGCAUCGUCAGGUCUCCGCACACGCUGCCGUACAAGGACAUACGGUAACGGAUAGCCAUCCGUCGCCGUUGACGGUAGUGCCGCCGGCGGUGGUGGUGGAAGGUCCGAAGUGGCCGACGACGGUGCUGGCGUCGCGCGCGAGCGUGCUGCUGGUCAUGCCACGUAGCGUGUUGUACAUGGCGGAGUUUGACUUGGUGCGAGGUGAGCUGAUUCGGUUCGCAGCGGAGCGCCGUGCAUGGUUGGCGCGGCGGGUGGAGGCGGCGUACCGCGCGGCGGCAGCACCGCCGACGACGCCGGCGGUUUUUGCGACGGCGGCGGGGACGGUGCCUGCCGGCGGCGCGGCACAGCCCCAACCGCAGCCGCCCGCUCAUCCCUCGCCGCGCCGGCCGGCGGAAGCGGGCGGCGGCGGGGUCGGCAGCGGCCCUUCGGCGCCUCGCAUCGGUAGCUUUCCCCGUCGCGCCGCAUCUGGAGACGUCACCGGCUCUGGCUUGCAUGCCACCGCCGGCGGCAGCGGCGUCAGUGAAUCUGGCGGCGUCGUAUCCGCCAGCUCACACUACCCCAUUUCCCGGCGCAAGUCUGUGGAAAGCCUGCAGCAAUGUUCGCCCAAUCCAAGCCACCCAGCAGCGGGGGCGGCGGCGGCGACAGGGGCGGCGGCGGCCGCCGGCACUCCGACGUCCGUUGCCUCACCGAGUGGCGGCACCGGCGGCGUCAUCGGCAUCCUUUCUCGUCCCAAUAGCAAAUGGGACUUCCUGGACGGCCCGACGGGCGCCACCGGAGCUGCCGCUGGCGGCGCUGGCGGUGGCGGCGGGACCGCUGGCGGUACGGAAAUGUCUACUCCGGUGCUGACGCCGCUGAUGCCUCCUAGCAGUAGCCUUCCUCGCGGGGCCGGCGCUGGUGGCGGCGGCGGCCUGUCACUAUUGGACUCCGCCGGCAGCAUGACGCUCUCAACCGCCAUGACGCUGACGGGGAGCUUCACUUCUGGAUCGGCCCUCGCAAGCGUUGGCGGCAGCGUCGGCGGCGCCAUCGGGGUGCCGCCGCUGCGGCGGCCGUCCUCUGGCAGCCUUCGUGCAUUAAAGGACUCCGCCGCCGCCGCCGCCGCCGCCGCGGCUUCUUCCGCAACUGGGGCCACCGCUAAUGGCGUCGGCGGCGGUGGCGGCGUUGGCGGCGUCAGCGGCGCAAAUGGGAUGGAUUGGUUGGGCUUGUCGCCAGCACAGCAGGCGUUACUGGAGGUGGGUCUGGACCCUCUCCUCGCGAGCGGCGAUAUGUCGUACGGACAGGGCGGCGGGUUGAGCCUCGAGCGGCAUGGUUCUGCUGCCUUGAAUGGCAUCUCCACGAGCGGCGGCGGCGGCGGCGGCGGCGGCGGCGGAAGCGGAUCUUCCGUGGCGACGCUUCCGGCGCUGGCGUCGCCAGGGCCCAGCGCCGGGGUAUCGACGCCGCGCGGUCUGGCGCCGCUCAACGUUGGCGGUGGCGGCGCAGCCGGCGGCAACAGCUGCGGCGCCAGCCCUGCUGCAAGCACGGACUUUGAUUCAAUGCGCGCUGCCGGACUCACGACGGCCUUCCGCUCCCCGAAUGCGUUGACCCCUACCUGCCGCCGCUCCCACUGCGGCGGUCUGGGCGGCCUGCCGGCGGCGGCCCCGAUUUCACUGCUAGAUUCUGGGUACGGCACCGUCGGCAUCGGUAGCGGCGGUAGCGGCGGCGGCGGCGGCGUCACGCUGAGUCCCAAUGCAGCUUCAGCCGCAGCCAACUCCGCAACGCCGUCAUUGCGCGUGUCCCGGGGUACGGCACACAGCGGGGUUGGGACGGGUGUACGGCGUCGUACUGACAUGGAUGGCGGCCUGGCUGCUGUCGCAGCCCAGGCUCUCGCGGUGGGGGCUCUGACGGCGACGGCGCCGCCGCAGGCGCAACCGGGGCCGAGGGUGCCGGCCCUGCAGGCAUUGGACGCGUUGGAAGUCGCCGCCGCCGCCGUCGCCGCCACGCCGUCGUCGGUGCCGUCGUCUCCCGGCCUGUACAGCCGUAACUCUCGGAACAGUUACACGGGCGGCGUGACGCCACGCAUUUCUAGCCUCGACAACCCAUGUACAGUAACGUCGUGUAUUCCGGCGCGGCGAGCGCAGGCUCGCCGAAUAAGGGACAUAGAUGGCGUGCUUCAGAAGUACGUCCAGUUGGGCGUGUCGCUUUGGGCAUACCUAGGAUUUCUGCUCCGAUUGCUGCUCAUGGGCGUCAAUUGCACAGCCAUUUUCUUCGCGUUCAUUACCUACAAGAGCAACAAAUCAAGCGGAUGGAAGUACGAGAUACCGACUCGAGUCGUUGUCUGGGCUGAGUUCAUUAUCAUUUGCUGUUACCUGCUUUGGGCGAUCUGGCGCCUCCUGGUGCUGCUGUGGGCAGUCUUGAGAGAACUGAACAGCAAACCAGACAACCUGUACAAGAACAACCUUGAGGUGUCGACAGCUGCACGGAACUGGUACAAUUCCUUGAUGCUGCUCGACUUCAACCUGCUGCUGCUGUUGCGAUACGUCAGUCCGCCAUCAGUGGCGGCGGCACUGGGCAAGGCACGUCGGCGAGUGUACGGAUCGUACGGCACGCGAGUGCACAGAGAUCAGUACUGCCUGGAUCUUUGUUGCUGUUGCUGCUUCUACGGGCGCCUGGUACUGUGCACGCUGCUUCAGUGGUCUUUGGUGCUGUUAUUGGCUGCCGCUGCGCUUUUCGGGGUCUUGAUUAAAGUCCUGCAGCUGCGCUUCCUGGGCACCGCUGACAUUCAGAAUUGGAACAUCACCGAGCUGCUGCUGUUUGGCCAGUUUGUGGUCAACAUGGCUUGGCUGGACACGCGGCAAAAGGACCGGCGCUCCGCAAAGCUGGAGCUCUUAUUCCAUGGCUCGGACGCGGAGCAGUCCUCUGAGGAGGCGGAAGCUGUGAAGCUUGUGGAGGACUUGGCGCUGUUGGUGCUCCGCUACCACUACAGCUUGCUGACCGCCUACAUUUACAUCGACGACUCGGUGGAGGAGGAGAAGCCCCGAAACCGAGUUAAACACGAGCACAAAAAGAAAAGUGGCGCCGGCGGCGGUGGCGGAGAAUCCGCGUCCUAUGGUGGUCGCGGUGCGGAUUGGGGCCGACAUGGGGCGAUCAACGGCCCCUACGCGGACUUGCCACCGAGCGCGUUGCAAGCAGGGCAGGUGGUGGUGGAAAUGUCGCCGCGCCAGGCCCGCCGGUCCACGACACCCGCCGCCACCGCGGCCACCCCCGCCGUCCGCGGCGGCGGCUUUGGCGGCGGCAGCAGCAGCAGCAACAGCAGCGGCACUGAUAGCGGUCCUUCGGCUCCCCCCAUCCUGGCGCCGCUGGAGCGCUUUCCGUACGACUUUUACACGUACGGUCACGCAGUUGGCGCGCCAUUACGGCGCAACAUGCAGAUUCCGGAGCUGAAAGAGCGGACGUAUGAACGGGGGCAGGGGCAGCGCCCACCGCCUUCUGCUGUGCUAUUCUGCUGCGAAUUCACGGGCGCUUUUGCGGACGACGCAUGGACUGAGGCAAGAGGGAAAACACUGCCAGGCCCCGCAAGCGGGGUCGGUCAGGGACCCGCGAGGAGGGUGAGUGGAAAAGUGAGAUUCCGCAGCCAGCGGUGCAACAACCGCCGGGAUAGGCGCUCCAAGGAAUUGAGCCCCAAAGGAAAACAAGAAAUCUCGGCGGUUCCCUCCGGGUCGGGACAUACACUUCCAGUCCCCGUAGCCCAACCGCAAUUGACUUUGGUGCCCGGCGCACCAGAGAGAUGCGAUUACUAUGAUUGCGAAUGUAGCCCAUAUCAGUUGGAAUACCUUGGGACAGCGAUCUUAAACGCAACAUUCUCGAGGACUUGCUUCCGCAUGAACUACAUCGGCUGCGACAUCUCAAAGCCCUGCUGCACCUCGCUUUUGAAUUCGGUGGAUAAGGUUGUUGUUGAGACGACGCCGCAAUGCGGCAACAAGUCCAACCUGGUCAGCGUCACCGUCAACAACGCCACCCACCUUUCCUGGAAUCCGUACUUCCACAAUAACACGGGUGACGUUCCGGGCUAUGAGCUGAAGAUUUACAAUUUGAAGCGCAACGUCACCACUUUCCCCGGUACCCGGAUCUGCAUCACCACCCGCAACACCUGCUACAGCAUCGGGGACAUAUGCAGGGACUCCAAGACACUUGGCGGUUGCAGGUACUCCUUCGCGGAGUCGUCCUCCGGUGUAUUCUGCCCCGUCUGCGAGCCGGCGCCGCCGCCGCCCUUCCCGCCCUCGCCGAGGCCUAGCCCACCCCUGUCGCCGGCUCCGUCGCCACCUUCCCCAGUGCCGCCGGCUCCGUCGCCACCUUCCCCAGUGCCGCCGGCGCCGUCGCCACCUUCUCCAAUGCCGCCGGCGCCGCUGCCGCCCUCUCCAGCCCCUGUGAUACCCUGCACCAUGUGUGCUGAGCUCACCAUCCUGCCGCCGGACAGCCUCCCCGGCCCGCUGUACACCUUCGGCAGCGGCGGCGCGCCGAACUGUACGGAGAUGUUCGAUUUGGUCUCCGGUGAUAUUAUCAGCAGCGCGGCGUUGUACGGUGCGAUUAUUAGCAGCCCGUUUACGCUUGAGGUCUGCAGUACGACAUUUGACGCACAGCUAUUCGAAUAUCCGUUCAUCAAGCUGUGCGGCAGCUUCGCCAGCGCCGACAGCGCGGUCAAGCUGGGUGACUGGCUGGAGGGAGCACUUGCUCGAUGGGUCGACGAGAUGAGCGGCGGCGUCUGCGUGCCUGGCUACUCAUUCAACAGUGAUGUGUACGGCAUUGGUGACGUGUCGUGCUUGUCUGGAUCUCUCCAGAAAACUUGUGAUCCGGAUAGUCCGCCGCCGUCGCCGUCACCAUUGCACCCGCCGUCUCUACCGCCGCCUCAUUCUCCACCGCCGCCACCGCCUCCGCCGCCGCCACCGCCGUUGCCUCCUUCACCCAUUCCCCCAUCACCUUCGCCACCGUCUCCUCUGCCACCCCUCUGCGCCUACGUCUUCAUCGAACCACCUAAAGUCCUUGGUAGCAGGCCGCUCUAUACCUUUGGCUCCGGGGCCCGGUCCUGCGACGAUGUCGCGUCGUAUAUCGUUCAAGACAUCUCGUACAAUGCGGCAGCGCUCAACGUCAGCAUCUCGAAGCCAUUCAGUCUGUCUACUUGCGUCACAGAGUACGACAACACUGUAGAACCGCCUAUUGUGCCGUACGUCGAGGUGUGCGGUACAUUUGCCAGUUACGAUGAAGGUGCCAGGAUGGCGGUUUGGCUUGAUGUCGACUCGUCAGGCAUCCUGCCCUGGGUUGAUUUCACCACCAACGGCGUCUGCCUGGACACGAAUGGCCCGUUCAAGAAUUACACUCUUUACGCCGCAAUUUUCGACCCCCUCGGCGAAGGCACCUGUCUUGCCGGCCAAAUAGAACAGAGCUGCCAGUCAAACCCCGAUCCGUCUCCGCCGAUGCCGCCGCCGUCUCCGCCUGUGGUUCAGCCAUCGCCGGCCGUGCCGCCGCCGCCUCAGUUCGUGCGAACACACGAUUGCGAGCAGGCGUACAACGUGCCGUAUUCCGUGAGUCCAUUGUACAACUUCUCGAGCAUGGAAGCUGGUGUUCCCGCCACGACGAUGUGCGUCAAGGUAUCUGUCAGGAGCUGCAGGGCAGGAUAUUGCUGUCCUAUGGAAUUUGCAAAGAUUGAGGUUCCUGUCGCCCAAAACUGCCGAGGAGAUCUUCGACGCAUCUACAUCAACAACAACACGGUUUCAGUGUCUUGGGGUUCGUACACCGACCUCAACACGAACGCGACACUCACCGCUAUGAAGUUCGUCAACUUAAUGAACGUCAACCCCGAUGGAGCCACCUUCUGUUGGGUGGUCAAGAACGGUGAUUGUGCCAACCCCAGGAACUUCUGCUUCAAUGGCUUUUGCCAGGUCAGCAUCUUUUCGUACCCGGCAUACCCGCCGUCUACAAGGAAAUGCUGCCCGGCCACAAUCGUCUAUUGA